AUGGCUAAUCACAAAACACUGCGACUACAGUCCAGCAACGUAUCUGACAUAGCGUUCAAGCAUAAGAUGAACGAUAUCGGAGGAUGUGACAAGACAGCCUACGGAUGGCAUCCGCUGAGUCCAGACGGUGGUACGGAUGAGACCAGUUACGUAAGUGCUGUCAAAACGGAAUUUCCUCUCGACGACGACAUGUUUGCGAUAAACAAGUCGACGCGGCCGCAGCAGCAGCCACCACCGCCGUCGGCGGCGGCGCCACCACCGCCACCACCACCAGCUCCACCAUCAGCACCUCCUUCAGCCCCCGAUGACGUCAUGUUCGCGAAGCCGAAAUCCGUGCCGACGGCCACCUCAGACGCCGCUGCGGCAUCGUUACAGACGGCCUUCUGUAAGAAACCGCCACCGCCGAAGGUAGGCAUCUAUCGUCUCCAACAGCGAAACGCUAUGCAGUGCUCACCCACUAUUCCCACUACCGCUGCCGCUAUUCCUCCUACGCAGCAGAUCCCAUAUCUGCUUGAUGAUCUACCUGAUAUGAAUCAAGAGAACAUCACCUUCAACCCUGUAAUGAACGAUGUGAAAACGGAAGCAAGUGACGAGAUCUAUGGUGGAUACGAGUCAUCGCCUUUCGGCACAACCGCAACCCCUUGUGCCCCACAGGAAAAUGUACCGGUCAGCUGCCAAAAUGGCAGCGCAUGUGUGGACGCUCAACAGAUGGACAUUUACAGUUUCAGAGAAUUGAUCCUGAGACAUCUGAUUCAGGAUAUUAGCACCACUUGCGCCAAAUUGGGUUUGCCAACAGAUGCCCAGAAUUGGACGCAAGAGCAUGGCUCACGUUGGAUAUCUGAAAUGUGCCAGCAGUUUAAUCUAACACCACCUCGUCAUACUUAUUUGAGCGGACGUGCACUGCUCAGCAUGACUCAAAAAGAUUUUGUUGCCUUGGCUCCCGAAGGCGGUGACACCCUCUAUGCUCAACUACAACUGUGGAAAACCGCCUUCGAAUCCUAUCAUCAACAACAAAAUGGUGGGCAAAGCAGCGGUGGUAUGACUGCCGCUGACAAUUCAAUGCCGAAGAACAACUGGAUGGUACCUGGUCAAACAAUGAUAGGUGGUGAACAGAUGAAGAAUGCUACUGUCUUUGGACAGCAAUAUCCGGUUAAUGAGAUGCAGCAGCAGCAAUACUUUGGCAAUGGAGCUAUUGGAACAGCAGCUCCAGAUGGACAUGCAUUUUUCGGAAAUGGUGUACUACCGUCGCCAAGUGAUAGUGAUAGAAGCAGUACUGCGAGCAUGCAUGACAUGGGUGAUGAAGAUUGUGUCGACAUCCAAAGCAUGCUUCAGAUGCAGCAAGAUGGAAUGCGAUUUUGCGGUCAGAUGAACGGAAUGAAUAUGAACUCUGCGCAAACACCUCCAACAGAAGAACAACGUCCUUCACCGUUCCCGCGACACUCUGGUACCGUACACCUUUGGCACUUCAUCCGUGAAUUACUUGACCAUCCCAAUAAACAAUAUGGAUCGUGUGUUCGUUGGGUAGAUCGCGACGAGGGAACAUUCAAGAUUGAAUCCUCUCAUCAUCUGGCCAGAUUCUGGGGACAACGCAAGAAUCGCGCGCAGAUGAACUACGAUAAAUUGUCGCGUAGUCUCCGGCAAUACUACAAAAAAGGAAUCAUCCAAAAGCCGGAGAAGAAACAACGACUUGUGUACAAAUUCUUACCUCCGUACAAUCUGUGAUCGCGUCUCUCGCACGACGUCGGAACUGCAACGACGACGACGGCGAUGACGAUGCAUAUACGAAGCCGGCAGUCCACCAUUCUUUUUUGGACUAGCCGGUCAAAUCGUGCCGAACUGCCAGCCAAUGACUUGCCAAACUUGCGUCAGCGCACUUCUUGCCGAUUAUGGUGACGUCUGCCGUCACAUUUCCCCUCUCACCGCUUCGUCUUCACCUUCUUCUAUUGCUUCUGCGUGUUGUGUGUGUUUCUCACUAUAUCCACUAAGAUAUAUCACCGCGUAAUGUUCGUUGUAGAACAUUUUCUUUCCACAGCCUAGCUUCCCCAUCUGCCUUAAUGUUACUGCACAAGCACUUGGCAAUAAUCAAAAGCAGGUUGUGUUCACUAUUGAGAGCACACACUACAAGAACUAUAUCAUCAAGUUUUGCUCUGAAUCUUGCCACAACCUGUACAUAUUUCUAAGAAAGUAUAAUCUAGCAACCGGUACGUCAUCGUUCGAGUGUCCUUGAUCAUAUCCAUUGCUCUAUCUAUCUGCUGCACCUGUUCAUACUGUGCAUUUCCUACAAAUUGGUCUCUCUGAGCUGAACUGAGAAUGAUUUGCUCAGUUCAGCCAUUCUAUCAUUCUUCAGCGGCAAUAUUCUUUCAUAACAUGGUUCGAUGCAAUUUCUUGUGCAAUACUCGUCCUUUUUCUUUCAAUUUUAUGUGUGUAUAUGACACUCGGUGUUGAACAACGUGCAAUCAUAACUGCAAUGUGAUAAUCAUCCUUAAUACAUUCAUAUUAUAUACCAAUAAAUAUUAA
Molecule: messenger RNA, 2517 nt
Organism: Cylicocyclus nassatus
Lineage: Eukaryota; Metazoa; Nematoda; Chromadorea; Rhabditida; Strongylidae
Source: the annotation of a GenBank genome assembly